AUGGACAAUGCAAAUGGCACCACUUCCUGUAUCCAAAACUCACAUUCUUCUUCCGUUAUUGCGAGCCCUGACGCAACCUUAGGGCGCCAUUUAGCCCGAAGGUUAGUUGAAAUUGGCGUUGAGGAUGUUUUCUCAGUGCCUGGUGAUUUCAACCUCACACUUCUUGAUCACCUAAUUGCUGAGCCAAGGCUGAAGAAUGUUGGUUGUUGCAAUGAGCUUAAUGCUGGAUAUGCUGCUGACGGGUACGCGAGGUCUCGGGGUGUUGGUGCGUGUGUUGUCACGUUCACUGUGGGUGGUCUUAGUGUGAUUAAUGCAAUUGCUGGUGCUUAUAGUGAGAACCUCCCUAUUAUCUGCAUUGUUGGAGGUCCUAAUACUAAUGACUAUGGAACUAAUAGAAUUCUGCAUCAUACUAUUGGAUUGCCUGAUUUCAGCCAAGAACUUAGGUGUUUUCAGACUGUUACAUGUUAUCAGGCUGUGAUAAAUAACUUGGAGGAUGCACUUGAACAAAUUGAUAGAGCAAUUUCUACUGCUCUAAUAGAAAGAAAGCCAGUAUAUAUUAGUAUCAGUUGCAAUUUGCCAGCCACCCCUCAUCCAACUUUCAGCAGGGAUCCUAUUCCAUUUUUUCUAUCACCUAGGCUAAGUAGCAAGAAGGGGUUGGAAGCUGCAGUGGAUGCAGCAGUGGCCUUUCUAAGCAAGGCAGUAAAACCAGUCAUGAUUGGAGGGCCAAAGCUAAGAGUAGCUAAAGCUUGUGAUGCUUUUGCUGAACUUGCUGAUUCUUCUGGUUAUGCCAUGGCAAUGAUGCCAUCAGCAAAAGGGCUAGUGGCAGAAAAACACCCUCACUUCAUUGGCACUUACUGGGGUGCGGUAGGCACAUCCUAUUGUGCGGAAAUUGUUGAAUCAGCUGAUGCUUACUUGUUUGCUGGUCCGGUUUUUAAUGACUAUAGCUCUGUUGGGUACUCGCUUUUGAUCAAGAGAGAAAAGGCAUUAAUCGUGCAGCCUGAUAGAGUUGUAAUUGGAAAUGGACCAGCAUUUGGUUGUGUCCUAAUGAAAGAUUUCCUAUCUGAACUAGCAAAGAAAGUAAAGAAAAACGAAACUGCUUAUGAUAACUAUCGUCGGAUCUUUGUUCCUGAAGGAACUCCUCCAAAGCCGGAGCCUAACGAACCUCUAAGAGUCAAUGUUCUGUUCCAACAUGUACAGAAGAUGCUUUCAGCUGAUACAGCUGUGAUUGCUGAGACAGGGGAUUCUUGGUUCAAUUGCCAGAAGCUUAAGUUACCAGAAGGAUGUGGGUAUCAAUUCCAGAUGCAAUAUGGCUCCAUUGGUUGGUCUGUUGGUGCUACCUUGGGCUAUGCACAAUCUGUACCCAAAAAACGUGUCAUAUCUUUCAUCGGUGAUGGAAGUUUUCAGGUUACUGCACAAGACGUGUCAACAAUGAUUCGUCAUGACCAAAAGACUAUCAUUUUCUUGAUUAAUAAUGGCGGUUACACCAUUGAGGUUGAAAUCCAUGAUGGGCCUUAUAAUGUGAUCAAGAACUGGAACUACACUGGUUUGGUAGAUGCACUUCACAAUGGUGAAGGCAAUUGCUGGACCCAGAAGGUAAGGACGGAAGAGGAGCUGAUUGAAGCAAUUGCAACUGCAACUGGAGAGAAGAAACAUUGUUUAUGUUUCAUUGAAGUUAUUGUUCACAGGGAUGAUACUAGCAAAGAGUUACUUGAAUGGGGAUCUAGAGUCUGUUCUGCCAAUGGACGUCCACCAAACCCUCAAUGAGUCUGCUAGAUUAG
Molecule: messenger RNA, 1778 nt
Organism: Solanum verrucosum
Lineage: Eukaryota; Viridiplantae; Streptophyta; Magnoliopsida; Solanales; Solanaceae
Product: pyruvate decarboxylase 2
Exons: 6
Coding region: 1-1764 (587 amino acids)
Molecular function (GO): carboxy-lyase activity; thiamine pyrophosphate binding; magnesium ion binding
Source: RefSeq, a predicted model, not a curated record